GUUUACAUGAUCAACGAGCAGCUGUGCCGUGCCAGCGACGAGUGCUAUCCGCCGUUGCAGCUGCAGGUGGAAUUCCAGCAGCAGAAGGUCCUCAAUGUGGAGUUCAAAUGCGAGAAGGACAAGAUCCUUGCGUCAUGUCGGGGGAUGAGUGGGGACGUGCUCGCGGAGGUAUCCCUCGAACGAAACGAGACUCUUCGCGGUCUUCACAAGAAAGUCCUGCAGGGGCUUUACGAGCAGCAGCCCGAUACACCUGCAGGCCUUUCCGUGACCAUCAUGGAUGCCGCAUCGGGGCAGCUGCUUUCGCCGCCUCCGCGCUCAACCGAGCCUGAUGUGAAGCUGUUGGACCUGCUGUGA
This is a messenger RNA of Symbiodinium pilosum, 354 nucleotides long. The record is from the annotation of a GenBank genome assembly. NCBI's taxonomy places the organism in Eukaryota, Dinophyceae, Suessiales, Symbiodiniaceae.